Molecule: messenger RNA, 8428 nt
Organism: Thunnus maccoyii (southern bluefin tuna)
Lineage: Eukaryota; Metazoa; Chordata; Actinopteri; Scombriformes; Scombridae
Gene: tep1
Product: telomerase-associated protein 1
Exons: 56
Coding region: 168-8027 (2619 amino acids)
Biological process (GO): telomere maintenance via recombination
Cellular component (GO): telomerase holoenzyme complex
Molecular function (GO): protein binding; telomerase activity; telomerase RNA binding
Source: RefSeq, a predicted model, not a curated record
AGGCAGCUGGUCGUAUGAGGAAAUUUACUGUAAACUGGAACCGAUUCAUCGCUUCAACCCACUGAAUGACUCCACAUGACACCAAAGGCUGAUAUUAAACAUCAAGAGACACGUUUUUUUCAGAGUCGGCGACCUGUCUGCGGUGUUAAAAUUGUGUUCGUUGCGAGAUGAGGGAGCUGACUUUGCAGCAGCCAAACAUGGCCCCGGGAGAGCAGCAGCAGCAGCAGCAGCAGCAGCAGCAGCCGGCCACAUGUGGGAGAAGUUUGGCUUCCAGCUAUGCUCCUCCGAAUCUGGAGAAUAAGUAUUUAGUGCCGACGUCCACGCUGAUACCACAGCCAAGCUCUCCCCUUUUAACCUUUGCAGCGCAGCCCUCCUCCUGCCCGUCUCUCCAGCCCUCCAGCCUGCCUUCCACGUCUUCCACCCUCCUCUUCAGCUCCUCCUUCUCGCCCUCCCUCCUCAGCACCGAGAACAAGCUCCUAAAUAGCGACUCAUCCCGUCUCUCCUUUUCCUUAACCUCCUCGACAUCGAUCCCCAUUAACUCUCUGCUCUCCACAUCUCUGGCCAGCGGCGCUCUGCUCAAUCGCUUUGCUCAUCCUCCCUCGUUCCUUCAUCCCGGUCCGGACGGAGAACAGAAGAAGGGCGACGGAGGAGAUGAAGGCAGAGAGGAAAUAUCUGAAGCCUGUUUUGAAGAAACAAGUGUGCAAUACUCCGAGGAAGAUGAUGUGUUGCCAGAAGAGGAGAAGGAGAUGGAGGAGGAGGAGGAGGAUGCUGGCUCAACCAUGGAGUUACCUGUCCUGAAAACAGAGAUGAGCAACCAGGAACACGACCAAACUAUAGUCAGCAGACAGGAGGAGUUUGCUGAAGUUGAUAGAGGAAAAGAAGAUAUUGAAGAGGAGAUGAAAGAUAAAAAGUAUCUCCUGCUGAACACCGUGUGUUGCUCCUUGGUCAAUAAGUGUACUCCGCCAGGACAGAAAGACUGGGACUCGGAGGAGAGUGUGUGGACCAGGAUCAAAAACCUAGCGAAGGACAUUUCCAUCAACGACCCGCAGUUUCUUCUCAAGGUGGCAGUUUACACCCGACAGGAGCUGAACAUCCGCAUCACAGCGAACUUCUUACUGGCUCUGGCUGCCAAUCAGCCUUCCACCAAGCCUCAUGUCCGCAGAUACUUCUGCGCUGCUGUACAGCUGCCCUCAGAUUGGCUGGAAGUAGUGAGAAUCUACAGCACAUGCUUCAGCCGCUCGCUGCCGAUGUGCCUGAAGAAGGCGAUGGCCGACAAGUUCAAGCAGUUCAGCGAGUAUCAGCUGGCCAAAUACAACACACGCAAACACCGCUGCAAGCACAGCCGCAACAGACGCAAAGGCAAGAAACCGACUGAUGCGCAGCUGAAAAAGUGGGCGAACUUGCUCAGAUCAGAUGCAUCUAUGCUGAAGAAACUUCUGCAGGUAGAAGGCAAAAAAGUGGUGGUGGAUAAAAAGCAGAGUGAGUUCAGUAUGAAGAAGAUGAUCAAGAAGCUUCACAUUAAAGAACCAGCUGAACACGUUAUGGCCAUCCUGGGAAGAAAGUAUCCUGCUGACCUGAAGGCGUUCACCCGCAGUGGGAUGAAAGGUGUUUGGGACAGAGAGAGAGCCAGUCAGCGAAUGAAGCUGAAACAGCCAGAGACGUGGGAACGGCUGCUCAGUCAGGAGGGCAACAAGGCCGCCACCUGGGAGAAGCUCAUAGACAACAAGUCUCUUCCAUUCAUGGCCAUGCUGAGGAACCUGAGGAACAUGAUCACUCAGGGCAUCAGUGAGGUUCAUCACCAGAAGAUCCUCAGCAGACUGACCAAUAAGAAAGCAGUUAUUCAGAGCCGACAGUUUCCCUUCAGAUUCCUCGCUGCCUACAAAGUCAUCAUGGAGCUCAACACUUCAGCCGUUGCAUCACAGCAAGCAGUCCCUGCCGAAAUCCUAAAGGGCAUCCUGAAGAAGAUUCCCAAGAGCAAGCGCUUCAAACUUCAGAACUGGGAUACAGUCAAGAGGAGGAGGAUGAGGAUGACACUCGGAGUGCCGUUUGUCUAUCGAUUAUACAAUAUGAAGAAGGCCCAGCUCCUCAAGGCCAAUCAGAAGCAGUACACUGUCGCUCUGUUGGACCGUUACCGCAAAGCUCUGGAGACGGCGGUUCAGAUCUCCUGUCGUUACAACGUGCCCCCGCUGCCCGGACGAACCGUCAUCCUGCUCUCCGAUAACAUGAGCGGCGAUCAGACCUGGAGCCGGAAACAAGACUUCUGUCUCCCACCAAACCCCGAGCAUGAGGACGAUGAGGAGGAAGAAGAAGACCAUGGGAGGAGAGGGAGGAAGAAGAAAAAGGACGACGAAGAGGACGACAAGCUCACUCCCUCUAUGAUGGAGGUGGCAGUUUUACUCUCUCUGAUGAUUGGCAGCAGUGCUGAAGAUGCUCAGCUCUGCUUAAUGGGCUUUAAUCACAGUGAAGAAGUCAAGCUGAAGUCUGACGUCCUUUUGGACAACGUCAGGAGUGUGAUCAAACAAGCAAAGGCAUGCAGAAAGGCGUCAUGUGACGAUAGAGACACCAGUUACCUCUCCACAGUAUUCACCAAGAAAAACAAGGUGGACAACAUCAUCAUGCUGACCGACUACUGGAUUAAUGGUACCGUCGAGUGGGCCAUCAACGCCUACAGGAACGAAAUAAAUAAUAAAGCCCUCUUGGUUCAAAUCUACUUGUCAGAGGGAGACGCAGAAUACACCCCUGACAGGAACUGUGUGAAGCUGAAGGGCUUCAGUGAACAAAUGCUGAGGUUUGUGGCAGAACGAGGAUCAUCCAGGCUGCUGGACCAUGUGGAGCAUUUGGACAAACUGUACAACGUCCCACCACCAGAGGGAGCUAAAGACCCUCAGAGCACAAACAAUGUCUCACUACCUGCCAGCCCAAAGUUAAGGUGGCAAGGUGUGCGAGUGUUUAUCUCCUCCACCUUCAGAGACAUGCACGCUGAGCGUGACGUCUUGGUGCGGAGCGUCUUCCCUGAGCUGCGGCGCCGCGCUGCACAGCACUGCCUCCACCUGCAGGAGGUGGAGCUGCGUUGGGGUGUGACGGAGGAGGAGUCAGGGCGGACCACCGAGCUGUGUCUGUCGGAGGUGUGUCGCAGCCAGAUGCUGGUAGGAAUCCUGGGGGAGCGAUACGGCCUGGUGCCCCCCAGACCCGUCCUCCCAGACCUGCCGCAGUACAGCUGGCUGGCGUCGGCUCCGGCUGGUCUGUCCAUCACUGAGAUGGAGAUCCGUCAGUUUCAGGCUCUUUAUCCCGACACGGCGCACCAGCGGAUGUUCUGCUACUUCAGAGAUCCAAACAUCGUCAAAUCAGUUCCUGUGGCUUGGAGAUCCGACUUUGCCCCUGAAUCAAAGGAGGCUGAGUCUAAAAUGGCCUCUCUGAAGAGAGAGAUCCAGGCCAGUGACGUCAAGGUCACUGAAAAUUACCCGUGUGAAUGGGGAGGUGUCAUAGACGGGAAGCCGUAUCUGAAAAACCUGGAGGACUUUGGGAAAGCCGUGCUGGAAGACCUGUGGAUGGCUGUUGUGAAGCAGUUUGUGGACAAGGGUGACGAGGCUGAGGAUGUGUCAGACGUGACAGAGCAGGAGGUGCAUCAGGGGGCGCUGCAGAGGCAGUUCUUCGGCAGGGCGAAGCUGCUGUCCGGGGCCGUAGAGAUGGUGGAGCAGGUCCAGGCCAAAGGAGGGAUGAUGGUGGUGGAGGGAGCAGCUGGAGAGGGAAAAACUGUGUUCAUGGCUGCUCUCGCAGACGCCCUCAGGACCGGCGUCAAGUCCAGGAGAAACCUGGUCUGUGAUGUCAUCUCCUACUCUACAGCUGCCAGCCAAUCGGCACGCUCUGUGGAGAACCUCCUGCGAUGCCUCAUUCAGUGGUUGAGGAAGAUGAAAGAUGCUGAGGAGGAAUCAUCUUUCCCCCUCUCUUACAAAGAUUUGCUGUCAGAGUUUCACUCCAGUUUGAGUGACAUAAAGAAGAACAGACCUCUGGUGCUGCUAGUUGACGGGGUUGAUCUUGUACGAGACGGCAGGGGUCAGCUCAACUCUGAUUGGAUCCCGCAACAACUUCCACAGGGUGUGUGUUUGGUUGUGAGCGCCACAUCCAAUUCAGCACUGUUACAAACCCUGGCCAAGAAGAGAGGGACGCUCCUGUUUGCACUGGGACAACUUGCGAUGCCCGACCGGAGAGAGAUCGUUCAGAAAGGCCUGGACGCCUUCGGGAAGAAACUCAGUGACUCUGCAUUCAACAACCAGCUCCAGACACUGACAAUGAAGAAGGGAGCAGUGAGUCCUCUCUACCUGCAUCUGGCCUGUGAAGACCUGAGGAACUUUGCCUCCUUUGAUAAGCUGAAGGAGAGCCUCCACAGCCUGCCCCAGUCUCUGAACCAGUUGGUCCAGUACAGCCUGGACAGACUGUGCUCGCUGCACAGAGGCAUGCUGGGACUCCGCUGGGCUCUGGCAGCACUCACUGUCAGCACCACCGGCCUGCGGGAGAGAGACUUAUACUCUGUACUGAACACGUGCAAUGACCUGUUCUCACGGGACGGACAGGUCACGUGGCAGGAAGUGUUGCACCUGUCCAGAAAGCCCAAAGGACGCAUUCCCAUGGCAACCUUUACCCGUAUAGUGCAGAGCUUACAGAGCCUGAUUGGUUCAUCUCGUUGCCACGACACCGACGACCUGCUGACUCUAAACAAUCCGGAGGUGAGACGAGCCUUUGAAGACUUUCUCCUCCCAGCAGAAAGUGACAGAACCAGAGCUCACCUGGUGUUGGCAGCUCAUCUGUGGGUGCUGGCUGACGCUCAGGGCAAAGAUACCUUUCUUCACUCUGAGGCCGACUCAGUUAUGCACCUUCCCUCCAACUUGAUUCAAAGCGACCAGUUGGAGGUGCUGCGUUCACUGCUCUCCAGCUACUACUUCUUGUAUGCUAAUGUGCGCCACGGCCUGCUGCACCACCUCCUGGAGACCUACAGCUUGUACGAUAAGAAGCACAAGUCUUCACCAUCGUCUGGCUGCCAGGAUAGUCUGCAGGACUGCCGGAGCUUCCUGCGACGUCACGCCCCCCUGCUCUCCUCCUGGCCGGCGCUUUUCAUCCAGCAGGCCCUCAACGAGCCUCCGGAGACAUCCGCUCACACCUGGGCACGAGGCCUGGUGGGAAAGGGAGGAGUCCGAGUAGUUGAGUGGCUAAACAACGACAAUCAGAUUACUCAAGAGACCAGUGAGCUGGUGUCGACCUUCCUCUCUGAACCGACCUGUUUGGUUGUGAGCUUGGACGGAGAGCUGAUGGUGGUUGGUACUGCACAGGGAACGCUGCAUUUCAUCAACACUCAGACGGGACAGGAAGUGAAGUCGCUGAUGAGCAGCUGUGACGGCAUCUCCAGCUGUGUCUUCCUGAAGGAUGGACGUCUUGCUACCACCUCCUUUGAUGGACGAAUAGAGAUUUGGGACAUCGGGAACGGAUGCAGGACUGCUCUAAUUAAUGGCCACACUAAUGUGAUAACAGGAAGUGAUAUCACUGCAGACAGGAAGCACCUCGCAACUGUGUCCCUGGACUUCAUGCUGAAAGUGUGGUCCUCCACUAAAGGUCAUGAAGUAGCUGCUCUACCCAGCAUCAGCCCUUUGAACUGUGUAACCUUUGACCCCGAGGGUCGGCUGCUGGCUGCUGGCUGCUGGAACGGGAAUGUGAUUGUGUGGAACUGGCUCCAGAAUAAAACUCGAACGUCCCUGUCCGGUCACCAGCGCUCCGUCCGCAGUCUCUCCUUCUCUCCCUCCUCCUCUAUGCUCUGCUCUGGCUCUGUGUGUGGAGAGGUGAGGGUGUGGUCAAUACCCACCUCCACCUGCGUUGGAUGCUUCCAGGCUCACUGCGGAGCCACAGAGGCCCUGACCUUCCUGGAUGAAGGGAACAUGUUGUUGAGCGCCGGCUCCGAUCACAUGCUCCAGCUCUGGUCGGGGGGACUCGGGCGUUCAGUCGCUGCAUUAAAAAGUGAUGAAUGCGAGCAGGAGCCUCCUCAGAAGAAAAUGAAGUCCGUAACCUCGGAGCCUGCUGCGCUGUGCGUGGCUGUGAACGGAGACUAUGUGGCUGUUGGAUACCAUGUUGAAGGCAUAAAACUCUUCAGUCUCACGUCAGGUGAGGAGAUUUGGGCGUCUAAGUUAGUCGACGUGAGCGUACUGUGCCUGCAGUGGCUCGUUGUGGACGCAGAGCAGACGGCUCCUGAGCUGCUGGUGUCUGCGGGAGGAGACGCACGUCUGCGGGUCUGGAAGAGGAAAGAAGGAGAGGAGGGAAUGCUGGGAGGCCUGACAGAGUUUGGGAUGUUUGGGGCGCAGUCGGGCGUCAUCCUGGCACUCGCACAAAACUCCACUUACCUGGCUACAGCUUCAGAUGGCUGCACCAUUGCUCUGUGGUUGUUGAGCGAGUUGGCCCUUGACCCCUGCACUGAGCCUAAGGGCCCGUUGCUGAGGGGCCACAGCGGAGGGGUCACCUGUCUGGCUUUCAGCCCUGAUGGCGGAGAGCUACUGUCUGGUGGAAAAGAUCAGGCUCUGAUGGUUUGGGACGUGAGUUCGUCUCCUGCUGUUCUUUCUAAGUCGCUGCCUCACUCUCACAGAGACUGGAUCACCGGCUGCGUUUGGACUCCAGACUGUGUGGUGAGCUCCUCAAAUGAUGGGAGGCUUUGUUUAUGGGACCUGCAGGCAGGCCAAUGUCUCCGAGAAAUCUCCUGGAAGAGUCCUCUCACCUCCGUCUGCUGUCUGGGACGGUAUGUGAUCGCUGGCUGUGCAGAGGGGGCGCUACAUGUCUGGAACUGGGAAACAAGCAUAGAAAUCAGCCACAUUGCUGCCCACAAGCAACGCAUACACCACUGCUCUCUCCUCCCCAAUACAGACAAGAACAAAGAAGUCAACCCUGAAGAAAUGACUGUUUUCACUGCGUCUGAUGAUGGCACAGUGAAGCUCUGGAAACCUUUACAGGUGGAGCACUUCGGCACCUUCCAGGGUCACAGCGGUGCGAUUCAUGGAGUCGUUGACAAGGAAGGAUCCCAGGAGUUCCUCACUGUUUCUGAAGACUGCUCAUUGCGAUGCUGGACACUGACAACAGAGAGUCUUCCCAGCCUGAGAGGCAACGUCACAGCUCUGUGCUUCUCUCAGACAGAUGAUUUACUUCUUGCUUGUUAUGAAUCUGGUUUACUGGAGUUAUGGCAGCACAACACAGUGGUUGGCCACAAGCAGGCGUCAGACAGCACCGUCACAGCGAUCUGCUCGAUGCCUGAUGGCAAGUUUGCUGUCAGCUACAUGAAACUUUGUGUUGAUGUGUGGAAGCUGGUGUGGAAUCAUCAACGUAGCACCGCAAGCCUGGUGAAGAUAACCACGUACGCAGUGACAGAACCAGCGGUCCGCCUCACAUACUGCACCGCCCUGAUCGGCGUGUGCGAAUCUGGAACAAUAUUUAACGUCGCCUGCGAUGAGGACAACAAGUGGGAAAGCACGAUCAAUGAUUGGCAACAUCGAGUACGAGUUCUGGGGAUGAUCCGUAACGAUGAGAAAAGCAUGUGGCUGGUGGGCGAGGAGGAAGGAGAAGUUAACAUCGGCUUCAUGUUUGCUAUGGGCCCCCAAAAUAAUAUCAAUUCAGCUUUCAGCUCAAUUACCUUACGGAUCGACGAGAAGGAGAAGCAGGGAAGCCUGAUAACAGCUGCAACUAUUGACAAAGAUUUUGUGGUGUGCGGAGACGUGAAGGGCAACAUGUGGUUCAACCAGCCUCCAGAACUUUCCUCAUGGAGCAGCAGAAAACCUGCCCACAGUGACAGGAUCAGUGUGCUGAGAGUCAUCAACAACACCAUCAUCUCCGGCUCCUACGACAGGACAGUGAAGAUGUGGGACAGGAACACUAAGAAACAGCUGGGUAUGUUUGUGUGUGGAGGUCCUGUGCUGGUUUUGGAGGUGAACCCGGAAAAACCCUCUGAACUGGUUUGCGGUGACGGACAGGGAAAGCUGUAUUUUCUCUCCUGGAAGGAAUAAUCCUCUAGUUAUUAAUUCAGGGUGUAGGUAACAUACAUAAUCACUACAUUAACUAAAAAUUGUCAGGUGUUUGUGUGUUUGUUUCAAUGAUUGUAUAUAUAUAUAUUCAUAUUAUAUACUGAUGAUGAGUGUAUAUACUAUAUUCAUAGUAAGGAUGUACUACUCAUGUUUACACAAACCUUUAAUUUUGGUGGCAAACUUGCAAAUGUGACAAACAAGUGUAAACAAGCUUUACAAAUACAGGUUAUAGUUUUGUGUGAGCUUAAUUAUUUUUUUCUUUUCUUAUUUGAAAGUUAUUGAAUGAAAUUAGAAACAUGGGCUAUGAAGCACUUUGGAAAUGGAAUAAUAGGUACGAUAUCCAUCGAUGAUCUUUUCUUUGACAAUAAAUGAUGUUAAAAUCA